Malassezia pachydermatis is the source of this 543-nucleotide messenger RNA. RefSeq lists its product as hypothetical. The record is from RefSeq and is a predicted model, not a curated record. The transcript has 3 exons. Bases 1 to 543 code for a protein of 180 amino acids. NCBI's taxonomy places the organism in Eukaryota, Fungi, Basidiomycota, Malasseziomycetes, Malasseziales, Malasseziaceae.
AUGACCAACAACGCGAACAUGAAGAACGCUGCUACUGACGUCAAGAAGGAGGUUAACAAGGCCGGUGAGGAUGUGAAGGCUGAGGCUAGCAAGGCUUCGAACGGCGUCAAGAAGGCCACUGGUGAGGCCGCUGACAAGGUUGAGAAGGCUGCCAAGGACAACCAGGACCAGGCUGAGCACCUCCUCGAUGAGGCCCGCGCUGCUGCUUCGAAGGUCGGCGAGAUCAUCUCGAAGGAGGCCGAGGAGCUUGAGGACCGCGCCAAGGAGGCCGGCAAGAGCAUCUCGAAGAGCUUCGACACUAGCGUCAAGAAGUUCCAGUCGCUGUGGAAGGACUUCUCGAGCAACCCCAAGUACUGGCUCUCGACUCUUAGCGUUGUGAACGUGGCUGUGGUGGGUGCCGCUGGUUACUUCGGCUACCAGAACCGCAACGAGAUCAAGACCUGGGACAGGAAGCUCCUGGCUGCGAUCGCUGUCGGUGUGGCUGCCGUCCUCGGUGGUGAGAGCUACGCGGCCAGCAAGGGCGCCAAGAAGCAGCUCAAGUAA